AUGUGUUUGCUGUGCAGUGGCUAUAUGUCUCCGGAGUAUGCCAUGGGUGGGAUAUUUUCUGAAAAAUUUGAUGUCUACAGCUUUGGGGUCAUGGUAUUAGAGAUUAUAAGCAGCAAGAAGAAUACCAGCUUCUAUUUUUAUGACCAACAGCUAGGCUUCCUUGCCUAUGCAUGGAAGUUGUGGAAUGAAGGCAGGGCGUUGGAGUUAGUAGAUGAAGUAUUGGGUGAUUCAUAUUCCUCAUCCGAAGUAAUGAGAUGUGUGCAUGUUGGGCUUCUUUGUGUACAGGACAAUGCUGCGGAUAGACCAGCCAUGACCGAUGUAGCUUCAAUUCUAAGCAGCGAGAAAGAUGGUCCACAUCCGAAGAGGCCUAUAUUCACUAUCCAAAACUCAGUUUAUCAUCCUGGACCAUACUAUGAAAAUACAAAUUCCUCAAAAAAUGAAGCUAGCAUUACAAUAAUUGAAGGACGGUAAGCAACAGCAAAUUGGUACAUCGCAAUGCAAUGCCUUUUAGUGAUUCUCAAGGGGUUCUUGUACAUAUUAAAGGCUUUCUAGUUGGUAGUAUAUGAAGGUCUUUUUCGUUUAGAAGAUGCUCCAAAAGUCUAUAUUGAUGCUUUUACAAAUUUUAUGCACAAAAUAUUAAGUAUGCACUUGGUGAUACCAUUUUUCUGUAGUCUAAUACUUUUUAUUUUAUUUUGUGUUGUUUUAA
Molecule: messenger RNA, 706 nt
Organism: Rosa rugosa (rugosa rose)
Lineage: Eukaryota; Viridiplantae; Streptophyta; Magnoliopsida; Rosales; Rosaceae
Product: cysteine-rich receptor-like protein kinase 19
Exons: 2
Coding region: 1-471 (156 amino acids)
Biological process (GO): protein phosphorylation
Molecular function (GO): protein kinase activity
Source: RefSeq, a predicted model, not a curated record